CGCAUUUGUUUACAAUGCUACAGGUGUAUUUGUUGCCGAUGGAUUUAGUUGUGUGAAUAUUCGAAAGUUCGUUCCGAACCAAAUUUUUUGUGAGAUUAUAAAAUGUCAGCCCAAGAACAAAUGCGUCGGAUGUUAGAUGAGUUAAUGGGAACUCGUCGAAAUGGAGAAGAUAAUAGGCCAGAAAAACUUCAUUAUUCCAGUUCUCGUGUAUGUAAAAGUUUCCUGUUAAAUUGCUGCCCACAUGAAAUUUUAGCUGCAACACGAGGUGAUAUGGGACAAUGCAAAAAAGUGCAUGAUGUUGCAUUAAGAGCAGAUUAUGAGAAUUCUUCUAAAAGAUAUGAAUAUGCUUUUCAAAAAGAAGCUCUUCAGCAUUUGAAAAGCUUUGUUGCUGAAAGUGAAAGGCGAACUCAGUUUGCUAAAGUGAAGCUUGCAGAAACACAAGAAUUGCUGAGUACUGAAGAAGCUGCAAGAUUGCAAAAAAUUCGUCAAUUUGAUGAGAAAAUCAAUUCUUUAACAAUUCAAGCUGAACAGCUUGGUUCCUCUGGAGAUGUUGAUGGAUUUUUGAAAAUGAUGGAAACAGUUGAGGAUUUGCAAAAGCAGAAAAAAGCAGCUGAAGAAGAACAUAGAAAUGCUACACCAGCUUCAAUUAGUCAACAGCAAAAACUUAGGGUGUGUGAAGUUUGUACAUCAUAUCUGGGUGUUCAUGAUAAUGACAGAAGAUUGGCAGAUCAUUUCAAUGGCAAACUUCAUUUGGGUUUUAUAACCAUUCGGGAAAAACUAAAAGAAUUAGAGGAAUUAGUGGAAGAUCAUCACAUUAAAAAACUAGUCUCAAGUGAAUUUGAUAAAAAUAAACCAAGUAAAAGAACCCACAGUCACAGUCCUGAGCAUUCAAAACAUCGUCACAAGCAUCGCAGAUCACGUUCUAGGUCAGAAGAAAGAAAACAUAAGCAUAAAUCAUCGAAACAUGAAUCUCAUCACAAGCAUAAGCAUAGACAUCAUAAAAAAGAUAGUAAGUCUUCACCUGAAAAAGAGCCAAAAAAUGAAUGAUGCAUUUAUGACAGUUCUGUCCAACAUAAGACCAAAUGAAGUAUCUUUUUCUGAUAGAACAUGUGAUAAAAACCUCUUGAUAUUUUUGUAAAUUUUGUAUAAAAAUAAAUAUCCAUAAAAAUA
Molecule: messenger RNA, 1170 nt
Organism: Argiope bruennichi
Lineage: Eukaryota; Metazoa; Arthropoda; Arachnida; Araneae; Araneidae
Product: putative RNA-binding protein Luc7-like 2
Exons: 8
Coding region: 103-1047 (314 amino acids)
Biological process (GO): mRNA splice site recognition
Cellular component (GO): U1 snRNP; U2-type prespliceosome
Molecular function (GO): mRNA binding
Source: RefSeq, a predicted model, not a curated record